GUUAAAAUCGUGAUUUUAAAGAAGAGUACAAGGGAAGGCUACUCUUGUAGUACUGUUGGGGCAAAACUGAAAAUAGCAGAAAAAAGAGGAAGGGGAGAAGAAAUUAAUUGCUGGAGCUUCAAUGAUGUAUGCGGGUUGAAGAAAAAGAACAAAACUGUAAAAUCUCUUUAGGAGAGAAGAUCAUCUUCAUCGGUGGCUUCUCUGGAAACUACAGCAUUUCUCCCUCUCCCAACUCCGAAGCGGACACUCAAUUCAGUCAAUCUUCAAUUUUAUCUAUUCAAAUCAUCUUCGUCUGCUUCGAUCAUUCUGUUGUAUCUUGUGUGUAUUUUCUGCACUUUGGUAGAUUUUUGUAUUUUAGUCAUCUGCCUAGGCUUCUAGAAUAAAAAGUUGAUCUUUUGUAGUUUUAGCAAUAUUUUGAUUGUUUCCGAAGGAGAGUAUUUUCAAUCUCUAGAUAGAUACAAUAUAGAAAUAGCUGGCUCACCUGGGAUGGAUCUAAUGCUGAAGAGCAGGAGCUGUUUGUAGAGUGAAUUUGGGCGCGUGAAUGAGGAUGGGAUUAGAAUCUUCCGGUGAAUUCUUUCCUAAAUUUCAUGAAGAUUAGGACCCCUAUUCUGGGGUAUCAAAUGAUCUGCUGCCUGGGAUAGUUUCCAGCUUUGGGCAACUUAUAUUGCUUCUUAAGUAGAUUUCUGUAUUAAUGGAUGAUGCCAGUACUAGUUGUGAUGAAGGGAGACAAUAUAAGUUCCCGGAAUCUGUUCCACAAAGUAGCUCUUCCUCUUCACCAUCAUUGCAAUCAUCAUCAGAGGAGCAUGCCACUACACCAUGGCGCCCGAGCCAGCUUGCCUUCAUUCCUUUUUCAAAAGGUAUUCAAGAUGCUAGGCCUGAAAGCUUGCGCGUGGCUGUCAGAAGACCUUUGGUGGCAAGAUUAACCAAGGAUAUUGUUGAGACCUACCACAUAUGCAACCCCCAAUUUCAAUAUACAGAGGAAUUGAAUCCAAAAAGAUUCUUGACAACCCCUACUGCAGGGGUGUUGAAUGAUGGACAUGAUAAUGCAAAUUCAGACCUCAUUCUCUUUUGCAAUCUUGAGUUGACUAAUAUAGACACCCAAAGAAGGUACAUUGUCAAAGAUAGUCUUGGGCAUGGUACCUUUGGGCAGGUUGCUAAAUGCUGGGUUGCAGAAACAGAUAGUUUUGUUGCUGUGAAAGUCAUAAAAAAUCAACCAGCGUAUUAUCAACAAGCUCUCGUUGAAGUUUCUAUCCUGACAACAUUGAAUAAGAAGUUUGAUCCUGAGGAUAAGCAUCACAUCGUUCGCAUUUAUGACUACUUUGUGCAUAAGCGACACUUAUGCAUUGCUUUUGAAUUGCUCGAUACUAAUCUGUAUGAGCUUAUAAAGUUGAACCAUUUUAGGGGAUUGUCAUUGAGCAUUGUUCAAUUGUUUUCAAAGCAGAUCUUAAAUGGAUUAGCUCUUAUGAAAGAUGCCGGUAUAAUCCAUUGUGAUUUGAAGCCCGAGAACAUUCUCUUAUGUACAAGUGUAAAGCCAGCUGCAGUGAAAAUAAUAGACUUUGGAUCAGCAUGCAUGGAAGAUCGUACCGUGUACUCCUAUAUUCAGAGUCGGUACUAUCGGUCUCCUGAAGUUCUACUUGGAUAUCAAUAUACUACUGCUAUUGAUAUGUGGUCAUUUGGGUGCAUAGUGGCCGAGUUGUUUCUUGGUCUUCCAUUGUUCCCAGGAGCUUCUGAAUUUGAUCUUCUGAAGAGAAUGGUCAAAAUUCUAGGGGGUCAACCCCCUGAUUAUAUACUUAAGGAUGCCAAAAAUACCAGCAAGUUCUUCAAAUGUGUCGGGAGUGUUAACUAUGAAGAAAGGGGCCAACAUACCACUAAUAACUGUAGCAGCAUAUAUCAAGCUUUAACUGAAGAGGAAUAUGAAGCGAGAGAGCUGAAAAAGCCUGUAACAGGGAAGGAAUAUUUCAAUCAUAUGAAUCUUGAAGCAAUCGUGAGAAAAUAUCCUUAUAAGAAGAAUUUAUUGGAGGAAGAUAUUAUUAGAGAGAAUCAAAUUCGGUUAGCACUUCUUGAUUUCUUGAGGGGACUUGUUGAAUUUGAUCCAGCUAAACGGUGGUCGCCCUUGCAGGCUUCAAAACAUCCUUUUGUAACUGGGGAGCCUUUUACACAUCCUUACCAACCUGCACCAGAAACCCCUAGGAUGCACGUUUCUCCAAAUGUCAAGGUAGACCAUCACCCAGCUGGAGGUCAUUGGUUUGCUGCUGGCCUCUCUCCUAAUAUUUCUGGCAGGAACCGAGUUGCACUUCACAACAGUCAACCUUAUCAUGUAGCUGCAUAUACACAUAUAGGCAGUUAUGGUAGCUUGGGAAGCCAUGGCAGUUACAAUGAGGGUGGUGGGCUUGGAAGCAGUUAUGGAAGCUAUGGUGAUAGUAAUAAUUUACUAGCAUAUUAUUCCCCAGCAAGGCCGUCUGGUAUGCAUCUUUGUGCACAGAAUGGCUCAUCAAUUCUUGGAGGAAGUCCAGAUGCAAGGAGGUUUAUGCAUCUCCCCCAUGGGAAUACGCUUGGUGCCAGUCCUGGAACUGUCAUUCCUAUGUCCCUUGGAACUAGUCCCUCACAGUUUACUCCUCCCAGCAUGUAUAGUCAGAUUUCAGCCGGUUCUCCUGGUCAGUAUGGUCCUACUUCCCCUGCAAGGGGAAGCUGUCAUGGAUCACCCUUGGGAAAAUUGGCGGCAGGAAAUCAGUAUAACAGAAGGAAAGGAUUGGGACAUCAUGGAAGUUUGCACUCCCAAGAGAUCUCAUCAUCAUCGCACUGGCAAGGACAUGCUAUAGAUAGUACAAGCUCUGCUCUACCCAACUCUCCUAUUUCAGGUGGUUCUUUUUUGCAUCUACAUUCCAACUCAAACCCUACUCCCUGGAGGCAGCAAGGAGCAAGUGGUCUACCUGUUGGUAGCUCUGCGGCUCAUAACAUCAUGGGUGCAGCAAGACAUGGUUCUCACACACAACUUAUGCACCUACAAGGGAGUAGACAUGAAAAUAUUGAGUCUAAUUCAUUACCUGAUCCUGGAGACUGGGACCCGAACUACAGUGAAGAGUUACUUUUACAAGAAGAUGGCCCGGACAUGAGCAAUUUGACUACCGAUUUUGUCAAGGCAAUGAAUCUAGGUCAAUCUUUGAUCUCAAAGGAACCGUUGACUGGAGCUAGAAGAUCCAGCAUGGUACAGAGAACAAAUGGGCCUAGUCAAACAAAUUUUCAUGGAGAUGUGGGAGUACAUCCAUCAGCACACGAUCUGCAUGGCGGGUUUGUUCACACCAUGUCAAAUCCGUUAUAUUUUAUGCCACAUCAUGCACAAAGUUCUCCAAGCCGUUUCUCGCAACCGCCUGUUCAUCGGUUUAGCCAAGGGCGCUCAGCAGCUGGUCGUGGACACGAUUACCAUAAUAAAGUACACAACCCUCAAUCCAGUUUUAGUUCUGAAGAUUAUCCUUCUGAAACCAAUGGAGCUUCAUGGGGGCGUAGAGGAAACUUCUCUGCACCAAACAUUCCACCAAUUUCCCGUGGAAGAAAAGAUUAUGGAAGAAUGGUCUAAGUCUCUCAAAGUAGCUUUCUCCCUUUACAGGGGACACACUAUUAGUAGGAGAGGGCAUGACCACUUUUAACUAUGGCUGCACCUGCCCUCCUCACUUGUAGUGUAUCAAAAACCAAACAAUCUCGCCCGCAUCUGCUCAUUUAUUUAAAUGUAUGAUUCAAGAUUCUUCCUUUAUCUGAUGCUCUUCAUGUGUUUGGUCUGUUUCUGGUAAUGGAUGAGAGUAUACAGACCGGUCGUGACAUGACUUGGCAUUUCCUUCCAAGAAUUUAUUUAUUGGGAACUAAUUGAUGGGGCCUUGAUGGUCUAUCUUGGUUUGCCAGUGUGGAUGAAGCUUGGCCGGGCGAUGGCAGAUGAAUGAGGACUCGAAAUGGAUUGUGGUAUGGUCUUUGGUCACUGUUUCAGCUACCUGGCUAAACUCCCUGUAAAACUAUGAGUGCAGAUUUAUAGACAUGUACUAAUGCAGAGUAUUCUUUCAGUGUAGUCCUGCUCUUGUUCUUUUUUUUUAUUUUUAUCCAGAUACUUUAAAAAAGAAUCAUAUAUCAAUUGGACACUGAAGAAAGGAGUGAUUGAUUGCUGUUUUAUGAAGGGGUUGCCAAGUGGAAUUAGUU
Molecule: messenger RNA, 4182 nt
Organism: Cuscuta campestris
Lineage: Eukaryota; Viridiplantae; Streptophyta; Magnoliopsida; Solanales; Convolvulaceae
Source: the annotation of a GenBank genome assembly